CUUGCUUUUUCAGAGGAAUGGUUUAAAUACAGUCCCACUUUUGGUUUUGUCAUGCAUUGAGCAUUCUCUGCUCUCUCUCUCUCUCUGAUCUCCACGCGCUGCCAUAUUCCUCUAAUGGAGCCCCGGUUCAAGGUCCGCCUCUCCCGUAUGUUCCAAGCCUCCUUCGCCUCCUGCCGUUCCCGUAAUCUCUCCGAUAUCAUCCACAAGCCCGUCUUCGUUCCUCCCCUUCACGACGCCACUUUCCGCAGCAUCCGACCCGACUCCGACCAAACCACCCAAAGUCUUAAUUCCUAUGCGGAUUUCGAUUUCGAUUUGGAUUUGCUUCUCCCCAAACGGAAAAUUGCCCGCCGGCGGUUUCCGCUCGCUCCAUUUCCCUCUGCGAUUUCCGGCGGCCGGACCUGUCCUCCGGCGUCUCCAAUUUCACCGCCCAAACCCUUCUCCGAGUUCGCCGAGAAAGCGACCGACAGGAAAAAGACGAAAAAGAAGAAGAAGAAGAAGAAGACGAAGCAGAGGAAGGAGAGUCCGUCGUCGGCGGUCGAAUCGAACUUCGGUGGCACGUGGUGGUACAGCAGCGACGACGAAGACGAAGACGAAACGGAGACGCUUUUCUCUUCCAAAUCGCGAUCUUCCGAUUCGUCGGCGUCUCAUCGCCGGCGGAAAUCUCGCCGGAGAAGAUCCGGCGGUGGGAGGCAGAGCAGGGGAAUGGGGGUUUUGCCGCUGAAUGGGGGGAAAGUGAAGGAUAGCUUUGCGGUGGUGAAGAAAUCGAGCGACCCUUAUAAUGAUUUCAGAAGCUCGAUGUUGGAGAUGAUCGUUGAGAAACAGAUUUUUUGUGUGAAGGAUCUUGAGCAGCUGUUGCAGUGUUUUCUUUCAUUGAAUUCCCACCAUCACCACAGAGUGAUUCUUGAGGUGUUCACUGAGAUUUGGGAGGCUUUGUUUUCUGAUUGGUGGGGAUGAUCUAUUCUUGAUCAUCAACAAAACUCCCCCAUGUUUUCUUUUUCUUUGUAAGAAUAAUACUAGUAAAUUCAUUCAGCCUAA
This is a messenger RNA of Momordica charantia (bitter melon), 1035 nucleotides long. RefSeq names its product transcription repressor OFP8. Gene Ontology annotation, biological process: negative regulation of DNA-templated transcription. The record is from RefSeq and is a predicted model, not a curated record. Lineage: Eukaryota; Viridiplantae; Streptophyta; Magnoliopsida; Cucurbitales; Cucurbitaceae.